CUUUGCGUUGCGGUGGCGGUGGUGGUGGUGGAAAGAGAGAGAGAGGUAUCCUCGCCUCGCCUCGCCGGAGACGACAGAGGAGGUCGAUCCGAUCCAAUCCAAUACAAUCCGAUCCGAUCCAAUCCAAGUAGCCUCGCCGGCCAGCACCAAUGCCGUCGCGGAGCCUCGCCCUCUGCCGCCUUCCCGCGGCCGCCGCCCUUGGCCUCCCCGUCUCCUCUUUCUCCCCGCCUCCCCCCCGCCCCUUCCCCUCCGCCGCACGCCGCGCCAGGUCCCUCGCCGCCAGGGCCUCCUCCUCCUCUCCGGACUCCUCCUUCGGCUCGCGGAUGGAGGACUCCGUCAAGAAGACGCUCGCCGACAACCCCAUCGUCAUCUACUCCAAGUCCUGGUGCUCCUACUCCAUGGAGGUUAAGGCGCUCUUCAAACGGAUUGGCGUCCAGCCCCACGUCAUCGAGCUCGACCAUCUCGGUGCACAGGGACCACAAUUGCAAAAGGUGUUAGAGCGGCUGACUGGACAGUCCACUGUUCCUAACGUUUUCAUAGGUGGAAAGCACAUUGGUGGCUGUACAGAUACUGUGAAGCUUCAUCGCAAAGGGGAACUAGCUACCAUGCUGUCAGAGCUGGAUAUCAACGUCAACAACUCGUGACAACAUUGAACAUGGUCUGCUGUACUGGAAUUUGAUGUUCUAGUUAUUUGAGCAGUCAUGUAAUGAGAUCUGUUGGCCAUGUUACUAAUUCAAAUUGAUGUUGAGUGCACAUUUAUGUAACCACUCUCCCUUGACCAGCUAGGGAAUUUUGACUAAUGUGUAUCCACCGGUGAACUUGGGACAGGAGGAAAAAAUAUGAACA
Molecule: messenger RNA, 846 nt
Organism: Oryza brachyantha (malo sina)
Lineage: Eukaryota; Viridiplantae; Streptophyta; Magnoliopsida; Poales; Poaceae
Product: monothiol glutaredoxin-S10
Exons: 5
Coding region: 150-644 (164 amino acids)
Biological process (GO): cellular response to oxidative stress
Cellular component (GO): cytoplasm
Molecular function (GO): glutathione disulfide oxidoreductase activity
Source: RefSeq, a predicted model, not a curated record